AUGACUUGGGAGAAGUUGUUGUUGAUGAUGAGAGUGAUGGUGACGAAAAUUAUGACGCAGAAUGCCUCUUCUGCACAAGCAUGUAUUCUGCAGACAAGCAUGGUGAACAGUGGGUUAGGUGUACAGUGUGCUACAGAUGGGCCCAUGAAGAUUGUGGUGCAGAAGAUCCUAUCUUUGUGUGCCCAAUGUGUGAAAAAAAACAGAAAAAGUAACUAUAUAAUCAAUAUGGAAAAAGAAAAUAGGGAAAUAGCUCACACUGAAGACACAGAAUUGCAGAUAUUGAGAAAAUCCGAGUCUGUUGCGAGUGUACUAACAUCAGCUGAAGUAAUUGAUUGUCAAACAUCUGGUCCAUCAAAGAUGAGUAUUUGUGAGAGAAAAACUGCAAAACGAAAAACCAUGAUUCUUAUCUGGAUAUAG
Messenger RNA from Acanthoscelides obtectus, 417 nucleotides. The record is from the annotation of a GenBank genome assembly. NCBI's taxonomy places the organism in Eukaryota, Metazoa, Arthropoda, Insecta, Coleoptera, Chrysomelidae.